This is a messenger RNA of Botrytis byssoidea, 843 nucleotides long. RefSeq lists its product as uncharacterized. The transcript is spliced from 3 exons. The record is from RefSeq and is a predicted model, not a curated record. Lineage: Eukaryota; Fungi; Ascomycota; Leotiomycetes; Helotiales; Sclerotiniaceae. Gene Ontology annotation, cellular component: RNA polymerase II transcription regulator complex. Gene Ontology annotation, molecular function: transcription cis-regulatory region binding; DNA-binding transcription activator activity, RNA polymerase II-specific. The coding region runs from base 1 to 843 and encodes 280 amino acids.
AUGGAUUAUUCAUAUUACACUCCGAAUGCUCAGCCGUUCUUCCCUCUUCUUCCUCCUACUCCAACUCACACAAACGCAUCAACUACCGAUGAAUUCAGCAACUCUCCGCCUCAGGAUGUCUUCGAUCAAUUCCAACCCUAUGAUUAUGCCAAUCAUUACGACUCACGCAUUCCCAAAGUCACAACCCCGCUUUCACAGCACAAACCAUCGAUCUCCCAUCCCAUGUACACCGACAUGCCUACCGAUUCAAUCGACGAUGCGAUGCGACGAGAUAGCGAUGAGGAGGAGAAUUUGACACCGGCACAAUCCCGGCGCAAAGCCCAAAAUCGCCAAGCACAACGGGCCUUCCGCGAACGCAAAGAGCGACAUGUAAAAGAGUUAGAAGCCAAACUUGCAGAGUUCGAAAAAAGUACCGGAGAUCUGGCUCAAGAAAACGAGCGAUUGAAGCUACAGCUUACAAAAGCUGCGACCGAAAAUGAAAUAUUGAAAGCGACGUCCAGGCAUUCGAACCAUGGAGGUUCGCAACCUAUAUCGAAUGUAGGGCCCAUGAAAUAUACCCCUACGGACUUCUACAGUGAGGUUCUACAUGCGCACGACAAUAAAUUUCCCAGCCAUCGAAUUGUAACGAGUGAUAAAGGGGAAAGGUUGUUGGCGGCGGGUGCGACGUGGGACUAUAUCAUCAAACAUCCGCUGUACAAGCAAGGUCUGGUGGAUGUAGGAAUUGUUAGUGAAAGGCUGAAGAACGCUGCGAAGUGCGAUGGGCAAGGACCAGUUUUCGAGGAGAGCGCAAUACUGGAUGCAAUCGAGAACAGUGUCGCAAGUGGCAGUGAUGAAUUACUAUGA